Molecule: messenger RNA, 3741 nt
Organism: Tupaia belangeri chinensis (Chinese tree shrew)
Lineage: Eukaryota; Metazoa; Chordata; Mammalia; Scandentia; Tupaiidae
Gene: EPS8
Product: EGFR pathway substrate 8, signaling adaptor
Exons: 21
Coding region: 107-2572 (821 amino acids)
Biological process (GO): Rho protein signal transduction; regulation of Rho protein signal transduction; positive regulation of ruffle assembly
Cellular component (GO): vesicle; plasma membrane; ruffle membrane
Molecular function (GO): actin binding
Source: RefSeq, a predicted model, not a curated record
GGCACAGAGGUGAGCUGAGAGGAAUGUCUUCUCAGUGUGGCCUGAAGGGUAGCUCAGAGGAGUUUUGCCUGGAUUGCGUGGGUAGAACAUAGGAGGGAAAGUCACAAUGAACGGUCAUAUUUCUAAUCACCCCGGUGGUUAUGGGAUGUACCCAUCUCAAGUGAAUGGCUACGGAUCAUCACCCACCUUUUCACAGAUGGACAGAGAACACAGUUCAAAAACAAGUGCAAAGGCCCUUUAUGAACAAAGGAAGAAUUAUGCACGGGACAGUGUCAGCAGUGUGUCAGAUAUAUCUCAGUACCGCGUUGAACACUUGACUACCUUUGUUCUGGAUCGGAAAGAUGCUAUGAUAACCGUUGAUGACGGGAUAAGGAAACUGAAAUUGCUUGAUGCCAAGGGCAAAGUGUGGACUCAAGAUAUGAUUCUUCAAGUGGAUGACAGAGCUGUGAGCCUGAUUGAUUUGGAAUCAAAGAAUGAACUGGAGAAUUUUCCUCUGAACACAGUCCAGCACUGUCAAGCUGUGAUGCAUUCAUGCAGCUAUGAUUCCAUUCUUGCCCUGGUGUGUAAAGAGCCAACCCAGAACAAGCCAGAUCUUCAUCUUUUCCAGUGCGACGAGAUUAAGGCGAAUCUAAUUAGUGAAGAUAUUGAAAGUGCAAUCAGUGAUAGUAAAGGGGGAAAACAGAAGAGGCGGCCUGAAGCCCUGAGGAUGAUUUCCAAAGCAGAUCCUGGUAUACCACCUCCACCCAGAGCCCCAGCGCCAAUGCCGCCUGGGACUGUUACUCAGGUGGAUGUCAGAAGUCGGGUGGCAGCCUGGUCUGCCUGGGCAGCUGACCAAGGAGAUUUUGAGAAACCAAGGCAGUACCAUGAGCAGGAGGAAACACCCGAGAUGAUGGCAGCUCGGAUUGACAGAGAUGUGCAAAUCUUAAACCACAUUUUGGAUGACAUUGAAUUUUUUAUCACAAAACUCCAAAAAGCAGCUGAAGCAUUUUCUGAGCUUUCUAAAAGAAAGAAAACUAAGAAAGGUAAAAAGAAAGGACCAGGAGAGGGUGUUUUAACUCUGCGAGCAAAACCGCCACCUCCUGAUGAAUUUAUUGACUGUUUUCAAAAAUUCAAGCAUGGAUUUAACCUUCUGGCUAAAUUAAAGUCUCACAUCCAGAAUCCCAGUGCUGCAGAUUUGGUUCAUUUUCUAUUCACUCCAUUAAAUAUGGUGGUGCAGGCAACAGGAGGGCCUGAACUAGCCAGGUCAGUCCUCAGCCCCUUGUUGACCAAGGAUACAAUUGAUUUCUUAAAUUAUACUGUCAGUCCUGAUGAACGGCAGCUGUGGAUAUCAUUGGGCGAAACUUGGAUGAAACCCAGAGCAGAGUGGCCAAAAGAACAGUUUAUUCCACCGUACGUCCCUCGGUUUCGCAAUGGUUGGGAACCCCCAAUGCUGAACUUCAUGGGUGCGCCAAUGGAACAGGAUCUUUACCAACUGGCUGAGUCUGUGGCGAAUGUAGCAGAACAUCAGCGCAAACAAGAAAUAAAAAGACUAUCCACCGAGCAUUCCAGUGUAUCCGAGUACCCUCCAGCUGAUGGCUACGCAUUCAACACCUACACAAGAGGGCCCCCGCCUCUGGACCAAGGGGAGGCUGCUGUUGCUUUUAAGCCAACUCCUAAUCGCCAUGUAGAUAGAAAUUAUGACCCAGUCAAAACACAGUCCAAGAAAUAUGCCAAAUCCAAGUAUGACUUUGUGGCAAGGAACAACAGUGAGCUGUCAGUUCUAAAGGAUGAUAUUCUAGAGAUACUUGAUGAUAGGAAGCAAUGGUGGAAAGUUCGAAAUGCAAGUGGAGACUCUGGAUUUGUGCCAAAUAAUAUCCUAGAUAUUGUGAGACCUCCAGAAUCUGGGUUAGGACGUGCUGAUCCACCAUACACACAUACCAUACAGAAACAAAGGAUGGAGUAUGGGCCAAGACCAGCUGAUACUCCCACUGCCCCCUCACCACCUCCAACCCCGGCUCCUGUCCCUGUCCCACUCCCACCUUCUGCUCCGGCACCCGUUCCUGUGUCAAAGGUCCCGGCAAAUGUGACCCGUCAGAACAGCAGCUCCAGUGACAGCGGUGGCAGUAUUGUGCGAGAUAGCCAGAGACACAAGCAACUUCCAGUAGAUCGAAGGAAAUCUCAGAUGGAGGAAGUGCAGGAUGAGCUCAUCCACAGGCUGACCAUUGGCCGGAGUGCCGCUCAGAAGAAGUUCCACGUGCCACGGCAGAACGUGCCAGUUGUCAAUAUCACGUAUGACUCCACACCAGAGGACGUGAAGGCGUGGUUACAGUCAAAGGGAUUCAACCCUGUGACUGUCAACAGUCUUGGAGUAUUAAAUGGUGCACAACUUUUCUCUCUCAAUAAAGAUGAACUGAGGACAGUCUGCCCUGAAGGGGCCAGAGUCUUUAGCCAAAUCACUGUACAAAAAGCUGCACUAGAGGAUAACAAUGGCAGCUCCGAGUUGCAAGAAAUUAUGCGAAGACGACAGGAAAAAAUCAGUGCUGCUGCCAGUGAUUCAGGAGUGGAAUCUUUUGAUGAGGGGAGCAGUCACUAAUUUGUUUGUUUGUUUGUGUUAAACUCCAUUAUUCUUGGCAUUAUUCCAACAUGCUUUGUUUUAAGAAGCCUUGAAGGGAAUGUCAGAUUUAUCUUUCCGGUGUACUUAAUUUAUCACCAUUAAAAAAACAAAAAUGCAAACCUGAGUAAGCAGAGGAUUUGCUUCUAGGCCUAUUAUUUUUAUUAAAACUUAAAAGUUUUAAAUGGAAAUUUAUGACCUUGGAAAUUUUUUUUUUCUACUUUACCCAAGGUAAUGUUUUCUUUACUAGAUUAAUUAUUUCAUCCUUAUUUCAGUAUGUAAGCAGGAAUUUUCUGACAGUGGUGAAUUUAUUCACUGCAGCAAAGCAAAAAUAUUGUUCAUGACUCAAAAUCUAAACAAUUUCAGUUUUACCUGUGAAUAUGAUGUCUGUCCUUCAGGGUAGAGCUCGCUUUAGGCUAGCCUCUGUGAACUUAGGUCUCUUCUCUGACAUACUCAAUGAUAAUGAUAUUUAGAUUUAUUUAAAGUGCUUAAUGCCAACAGUUUAAAAACAUUAAAACAUUUGAAUGAACUGUAAAGUCCAGCCAGGCUUUGGUCAUGCAAAUAUAAACCGAUAGCACAUUCCCAGCACAUUUUAUUUGUCAUGGCUCGAUUAAUCACAAUUCCUUGUAUAGCUUGUAUUUUGAUUUUGUUUCUAUUCUACUUAUUACUGAUUCUGUGUUCUUAAAUAUGAAAAAGCACAAGUGGGAAAGAGGUCAUUAAACAUUCCAACUCCAUCACAGGCAGUAGCGUGCAUUGGUGUGCAUUCCAGUAUUUUGCUUAAAGAAGGCCUCAGUUCUGAAUAUUGAUAUAAGUAGUUAAAAGGAAAUUGGGGCCAUUUUAUGUGUUUAUCUGUGUCAAGUCUUUCUGAUAAUAAGAAGCACUUAAUUUCCACAUAUUUUAAUCUCGUGAAAGAUUCUAGAUAGAGAAAAGAAAGAUACCUAACCUUCAACAAAUGUUAUUUUUGGAAACACGAUUUUUGUCAUUAAAUGUUAUAUUAUUUCACAUAUAUAAAACAGAUGUUAUGUAAGAAUGUUGUAUAUUUUAACAUAAAUCCAUUUAGAGAGAUUAUCUAGAUUCAUUAAUUUUCAUAGUGCCUUUUUCACAUGAGUCAGCUGGAAAGUCUGCAAUAAACAGUAUUUGCUGUAUGUUAA